This is a messenger RNA of Equus quagga, 4847 nucleotides long. RefSeq names its product secretory carrier membrane protein 1 (gene SCAMP1). The coding region runs from base 120 to 1136 and encodes 338 amino acids. NCBI's taxonomy places the organism in Eukaryota, Metazoa, Chordata, Mammalia, Perissodactyla, Equidae. Gene Ontology annotation, cellular component: recycling endosome membrane; trans-Golgi network membrane. The transcript is spliced from 9 exons. Gene Ontology annotation, biological process: protein transport. The record is from RefSeq and is a predicted model, not a curated record.
GCACCCGGAUCUGCUCGGCGGCGGCGGCGGCGGCGACGUGAGCGCGCAGGGGGGCGGUGGCCUCGCCUCGUCUGUCUCCCUGCGCCUGGGUCGGGUGGGUGACGCCGAGCGCCGGAGCGAUGUCGGACUUCGACAGUAACCCGUUUGCGGACCCGGAUCUCAACAACCCCUUCAAGGACCCAUCAGUUACACAAGUGACAAGAAAUGUUCCACCAGGACUUGAUGAAUACAAUCCAUUCUCAGAUUCCAGAACACCUCCACCAGGCAAUGUGAAAAUGCCUAAUGUACCCAGUACACAACCAGCAAUAAUGAAACCAACAGAGGAACAUCCAGCUUAUACACAGAUUGCAAAGGAACAUGCCUUGGCCCAAGCCGAACUCCUUAAGCGCCAGGAAGAACUAGAAAGAAAAGCAGCAGAAUUAGAUCGUCGAGAACGAGAAAUGCAAAACCUCAGUCAACAUGGCAGAAAAAAUAAUUGGCCACCACUUCCUGACAAUUUUCCUGUAGGACCUUGUUUCUAUCAGGAUUUUUCUGUAGACAUUCCUGUAGAAUUCCAAAAGACAGUAAAGAUUAUGUACUACUUGUGGAUGUUCCACGCUGUAACACUGUUUCUAAAUAUCUUCGGAUGCUUGGCUUGGUUUUGUGUUGAUUCUACAAGAGGGGUUGAUUUUGGAUUGAGCAUCCUGUGGUUCUUGCUUUUUACUCCUUGUUCAUUUGUCUGUUGGUACAGACCACUUUACGGAGCUUUCAGGAGCGACAGUUCUUUCAGAUUCUUUGUGUUCUUCUUCGUCUAUAUUUGUCAGUUUGCUGUGCAUGUGCUCCAGGCUGCGGGAUUUCACAACUGGGGCAACUGUGGUUGGAUUUCAUCCCUUACUGGUCUCAACCAAAGUAUUCCUAUUGGAAUCAUGAUGAUAAUCAUAGCAGCACUUUUCACGGCAUCAGCAGUCAUCUCACUAGUUAUGUUUAAAAAGGUACAUGGACUAUAUCGCACAACAGGUGCUAGUUUUGAGAAGGCCCAACAAGAGUUUGCAACAGGUGUGAUGUCCAACAAAACCGUCCAGACCGCAGCUGCAAAUGCAGCUUCCUCUGCAGCAACUAGUGCAGCUCAGAAUGCUUUCAAGGGUAACCAAAUCUAGAGCAUCUUGAAACAAUACACCGUUACCUUUGACUGUACUUUUUUCUCCAGUUACUGUAUUCUAUAAAUAUUUUUAUGUUCAAGAUACACAGUACACACAGCAUGUAUCUUUCCUAUUCACUUGUGCAUGGGCUAAAACCAGAAAAACUUCUUUGUCUUAUUAUUUAUCUAACAGUUUCUUAAUAUUUCCGAGCCCCUUGCAGAAAAAGAUAUUACAUGCUAAAUAAAUAUUCUCCAUAUUUUUUGGGGGAUGAAUGUUCAGUGAAUUAUUUCAGUGGUGACACACUGACAUUAAGAUAGUACUUAUGAUUCAAAAUGCAUUUAGUGCUAGCGGCAGUCAUUCCUUCAAGAACCUUAGAUUUAAGGAUCACACAUCGGAGCAGUAAGCAAUGCUUCCUUCCUUUUUCCCUAUUUAUACUGAAAGCAAUAGGCCAUCAGAGACUUAGGGGUUUUUAAUUGGCUUGCUUUUUAGCAGUUUCAGUCACAGUGAAGAGCCUGUGUGCAUUUCCUAGUAGAUAAUGUAAAUUUUACCUUUUUAUUUCUUUUUUUAGAGUAGUUGAUAUUUUGAUAUCAAUCUCUGACCUUGCAUGGGCACUACAUUUCUUAAAAGAAUUAGAAUUUUGGGUUCUGCACUGCUUAUGGUUGUAGGAUUGGGGAUGUUUAUAGGAUCAUAGAAAUGAUUUUCUGUAAUAGUUUCUUUUAAAUAAAAGUGUAUUGGGGUGCGAUGUGAGAAUAUAAUAUAAUAUGCAGUGCAUUAUCCAAAAGAAAAGGUAGAUAAUCGAUGGAAUAGAGUGUAGUGAUAAUACCUUUUUUUUUAAAUUUUAAGUAUUCAUAUCAUAGUAAAAUAUUACCAUAUGGAAACUUUGGUAUAUUCUUGUGGCUACUCUUUUUAAUUGAACGGAGAUUGUGUUUGGCAGCUCUUUUGGAGUGUGUGUGUGUGUGUGUGUGUGUGUGUAAUUUUUAACAGGGGUAUUAAAGUCUAGCCUAACUCCUUGUCUGGAAAGAAUAUACAGUAUUUAAGGGAUUUUUCUUUGACCCUCUCAUCUCUAGUGGCAUUAAAAAUAAAAGACCCUGGCAUUUUACAUAUACUUGAAUCCCUAAUGCACCUCUGUCUUUCAAUUUUCAAGACAGACUGAAUACGUUAAAAUUUUUCAGCACUAGAAAAAAUAAGACAUUUAACUUGUACCAACCAAGAAAAUACAAAGACAGUUGAAUACAUUAAUUAUGAAUAUAAUCACAUUAAAAUUGUUACUGUGCAGCACAAGAGUUCAUUCUUACAGUAUGUUUGGGUUGAGACUUCGAACAAUUUUUAAUACUGAUUAAAUGACUUGGACAUUUUGUAAAGUCAUGAUACUGUGUUUUGGAAGUCAUUAGCUAACUUAAGAUUGCAGAAUAAUAGAUGGUAAUAUAUUCACUUGAUUUUAAGUAAGGAUAGUCUAUUGGAGUAUAUUAUUUGAGACUGAAAAUCUUCAAAAAAAAAAUCAGAUGGCCAUAAAUGGUUAAAUCACUUUCAUUCUUCACCCAAAUCUGGAAUUAAAAUGAGUUUCAUGCUGGGGGUAGGAUGGCGAGUUCUCACUGUUUAUGAAAGAAGUUUUGCUUGAUAGUAGGUUACUCGGAUCCAGCCAGAUGAUGUUUACAUUUGAUUUACUUGCGACUUUUUGAAGUAAUGUACUUGGAAGAUAUUUCUUUUAUUCUGAUGAAAAUAGGAUUUAGAGUGAAUUUAAAGCUGUUUUUAUGAAUAUUUCUGAUCAGUGAUAAUCUUCACCUACUUUCUCAACCAAAUAAGCCAGUUCAGGCUUUUCAGUCUAUAAUCUUAUUGAAAAUCUGUUUCAUCAGUGUUGCUGUACUGAGUGUGGAUUUUACAAGCAUUCAAAAGAUUAACCACAAAAUACAAGAGCACUUUUGUUUGUCAUUAAUUUAUAUCUCAAGUCCAUUUUUGUUUUUCUUUAAAUUACGAAUGAAAGAUAUACCAUAGAGACUUUUGAAAAAUACUGAGAUACUGUCCUUCAAGAAUAGGAAUGCUUCUCUCUCUUCUGUAGAAAUCCCCAAAGGUAGCAUUGUUAAAUAGCGAAAACUAAUUCAACCAACAGAACCUUGUGAUUUGUAAUUGGGGAAAAUGUUCUAAAAUCCAGUUAUUUGGGUUAAUACAAGUUUAUGAGAGAAAAUUGUUUUUUAAAAACAUAAAUGUGCAUUAAAAUGAUGGCAAUGCUUACAGUUUGAUAAGGUAUGAGGGUUUUAAAUUCGUAUAUUCUCUAUUCUCUGAACAAUAAUUAGUAAGUAGUCACAUUUUCACUCAGCAAAAGAUUGGCAUUUGUUAGUGUUUAAUAUUAACAUUACCCAGUAUCACAGUCAUGAAAUGGUCUUCUUAUUGUAAGCAUCCACAUCAUUUUUCAGUUUGCAAUAUUAAGUUGUGGCUAUUUUAUUUCAAACUAAAGUUUGAACACUGGAAAAUCAUUGCUCAGUGAGCUGUAAUUUGGGACUUGGUUUAUUUAUCUGGGGAUGUCUGUAUAUUUUGUCAGUGAGUAAUAUUGCGCUGCCAUCAUGGUAACUGUCAUUUCUGAAUACAGGCCCUCCAUCUGUCCCUCUACUGUUGCAUGUUCUCAGUGGUUUGGAAGUUUUAUAUAUUUAUUGUAUUAACACGGAGUGUCAUAAAAUAAAAUGCUGUUUACUGGAUGUUUGUUUGUUUAAUUUUAAACACUAUAGUAGCACUUCAGAGGCAGAAAUUGUGCUGAGGGUUUAAUGUAUAUAGAAAUUCCAGAUUUGAUUUUUAAAAAGUAAUUUGUGUGUAAUUCUGUCAUGUGCUAAAUAAAUAACUUGUAAAAGACUUAGUUAAAAACUCUCAGCAACAUAAAAUGACCGAUUUUUCUGUUGCAUUAGGCCUUUGUAGGCAGUGAAACAUGAGAUUCACUCAGAUUAAAUAUUUUGACCACUUUAAGGUCAAAAUACACAGACUAGAAUUAGUGAGAUUCGAAAUGGAAAACCUGUUUUGUGGCUCAGCUUUGUCCUUGUGGGUUAAAAUGGAUGCCUCUGUACUAGUGUUGUAUUGGUUUGAUGGAACUGUGUUCUCUUUCCUGACCUCGCCGCCUACUGCCGUUUUGUAUACUGAUGAAGGUUCCUAUUUGUGUAUUGUUGGAUUUUUCACUUGGUUGUCUGAAGAGGAUGUAAAAAUAUAAUCUAAAAUAAUGUUCAUGGAUGAAUCUUAUUUUGAGAAAUACGUGUAAAUUAAAAUAGGGAACAGCAUUUUCAAUUUUCUGAGUGUAUCUAAAAAAUGAGUUUGGAUUUUCAUUUGAUAUAUCUCCUUGUAUAAAUCAUGUUGAGAUAAAGUGUGCUUUGCAUUUUAGAGGGAAUUUUUGUUAAGUUUAUUAAUUGUUUCUGUAACUCAUUUUUAGCAUAAUACUUUUACAGUUUUUGUUAUAUCUUUUUCUGGAAACACUGACAUUAGCAUCUAAUUUUAUAUCUUUAUUGGUAAAAUCUGUUUAGACUGUUUAUACACAGAAUUUGUUACAUUUUUGCACAUACUCUCCCCUGUUAGAAUUACCAUGGCUGUCAUACACCACUUCACUGUAUCUCCUUUCAUCUUUUCCUAAAGGAAAAUGUUUAGAGGACUUUCAUGAUUCCAUGUGAUUAAGACCUUUAGAGAUGAAAUAAAAGUGGUUAAUGUAAAAAUAAUUGAGGAUCGUUAAAAAUAAAAACAUACCUUACUUUGAUAUUA